GGGACAUCAUGGAUGGAAUAUGGCCGGUUCUACUGCUACCUACAGAGGACCUGCGACAAGUUGCAGUCCAGUCCAAGACCGAUGGCCAGCAACCCUGUCCUCGUCCGAGAAGCGGUGCCGUUCGACGCGAAUUUCCCAGAACCUCGGGUGCGCGACUCCACUCUCUCCGGUCGGUCGGCCUCUUUUCACCCCCAACAUGCAGUUUCUCCGUCCCCUUCUUCCCUUUCCCCGACUUUGCGCCCUUCCCCGUCUGGCCGAUAUCUCCUCUUUCUCUCGUCGUCCUCCCCCCUCACCCUCCUCUCCCCCUCCCUCCCUUCUCGAUACCCCUCCUGAUUCCCUUGCCGGAGACUUCUGAAAAGCGUUCCCCCUCCUCUUUUCAUCCAUCGCAUCACAAUGGCUCCCAUCACGGAAGAGGUCGUCAAUGGCCUGAAGGAUGUCAUCGGAAAGCUCGAGGCUCGUGUUGAGGAGCUGGAAGGCCGCCUCACUAACCAGUCAAAGCCCAAGUCGGUUGCGGAGCAGAUGCGCAUCAUUCUCAUGGGACCCCCUGGUGCCGGCAAGGGUACUCAGGCCCCCCGGCUGAAGGAGAAGUACUGUGCCUGCCACUUGGCUACCGGUGACAUGCUGCGGUCCCAGGUCGCCAAGAAGACGGCAUUGGGUAAGGAGGCCAAGAAGAUCAUGGACCAGGGUGGCUUGGUCAGCGAUGAGAUCAUGGUCAACAUGAUCCAGAGCGAGCUUGACAACAACGCCGAGUGCAAGAACGGUUUCAUCCUGGACGGGUUCCCUCGCACUGUUGCUCAGGCUGAGCGCCUCGACGACAUGCUGGCUGCUCGCCAGCAGACGCUCCAGCAUGCCGUUGAGCUGAAGAUCGACGAUGCCCUGCUUGUCGCCCGUAUCACCGGUCGCCUGGUUCACCCGGCUUCCGGACGCUCGUACCACAAGAUCUUCAACCCUCCCAAGGACGAGAUGAAGGAUGACGUUACUGGCGAGCCCCUGAUCCAGCGUUCUGAUGACAACGCGGACACCCUGAAGAAGCGCCUCGGCACCUACCACGCCCAGACCGCUCCUGUUGUGGAGUACUACAAGAAGACCGGUAUCUGGAAGGGCAUUGAUGCCAGCCAGGAACCCGGCCAGGUGUGGAAGAGUCUGCUCGGUGUCUUCCACAAGAACUAGAUGCCACCCUCGCGAAAAGAAGUUCAUUGUCUUUAACGGGGAGGAAGAGAUAAGAGAUGUGAUAUGAUGUCGAGGUCAUGUAUAGGCUUUGCUGCCUGCGCUGACAGGUUAAAGAAAGGGAGAAAAAGUCCUGCAUUGACCGGGCAUGGAACUUGUCUUUCUAAUGUCCUUAUAUAGACAGAUACCCUCAGGUGGGGAUCUAUCUGAUAUGUAUAGUAGUAAUUUUCUUUUGCGGAAUUCGAACCAAAUUCGGAUGAGACGAUUCAACUCGGCUCCUCCAACAUGAUCAUGUAAACAAAC
This is a messenger RNA of Aspergillus heteromorphus CBS 117.55, 1470 nucleotides long. RefSeq names its product adenylate kinase ADK1 (gene adk1). The coding region runs from base 394 to 1170 and encodes 258 amino acids. The record is from RefSeq and is a predicted model, not a curated record. NCBI's taxonomy places the organism in Eukaryota, Fungi, Ascomycota, Eurotiomycetes, Eurotiales, Aspergillaceae. The transcript has 4 exons. Gene Ontology annotation, cellular component: mitochondrion; cytoplasm. Gene Ontology annotation, biological process: ADP biosynthetic process. Gene Ontology annotation, molecular function: ATP binding; AMP kinase activity.